AUGAAAUGGGUCGCCUUUUCCGACAAUCCCGUGACUCGAAACAUUCCCAAUCUUCCGACAUUACCCGAUCUGGCCGUACUCGACGCCAUUCCCGAUGGACAAGGCGACGUAUUGGGAGAAGGUGGAGGUGGUGUCACUCGGAAAGUGCGCUAUGAUCAAAAUUGGGUCGCCGUCAAGACAUUUCACGGAGCCAUGACGACGGAUGGAUUACCACAAGAAGAACGACGCAUGGCCGCACUGGCGGGGAGUCUGGGCAGUCCGUGUCUCAUUCAAGUACUGGGACAAACCAAAGGGGGUGCCUUGGUCAUGGAAUUCCUGGAUGGCUACCAAAUGUUUGGAGGGCGUCCCAAUUUUGAAACGUGUUGGAAAGAUGUCUACGACGACACUAUCAAUCGACAAGUGACGAGUGAAGAAGCCGAGACGAUUGUCACGGGACUGUUGGACGCGUUGUGCCAAUUGCAUCACGUGGGAAUUUGUCAUGGUGACUUUUACGGACACAACAUUUUGAUUCAAGAAACCAAUUUAGCACAAGUUCGACUGGGGGACUUUGGUGGUGCCUUUUUCUACGACACGGAGUCUCCAUACGCCACGUUGAUUCAACAGUGUGAACUGCGGUCCUUUGCCGUCUUUGUGGAAGAGGUGGUGGAUUGUCUCCAACAGGGCGGCGACAAGAAUCCGGAGACAAUGAAGAUAUCGCUGAGGAACCUCGUCAGUAAAAGUUUGGAAGCAGACACGACAUUCCAACAAACUCAAUCAUGGUGGAAAAUGAAGAAAGGAAACGAAAAGACAGGAAGCGAAAGGCAGGCGACUAGGUAG
Molecule: messenger RNA, 816 nt
Organism: Seminavis robusta
Lineage: Eukaryota; Bacillariophyta; Bacillariophyceae; Naviculales; Naviculaceae
Source: the annotation of a GenBank genome assembly